AUGGAAAGUGUGGUAGGCCCGCACGACACAACAGGAUACCAAAGUGGGAACACGUUUAUGUCAGUGGCGAUACUGCUCUCUAACCAAGUGCCAGAGAAGGUUAAAAAGUAGAUCUGGGCAAAUGAAUUUGUUGACUUUGCAUUGCUACUGCCCAGUAGUCCUAAUGAUACAGGUCGAGGACCGGAAGUCCUCAUCAUAAAACUUUCAGUUAGCCCCUGAUGUAGCCAAUUCCCUAAUGACCGUGGCAUAUUUCAUUAGAGAGGGGGUGUCCCCGGGUGACCGGGUGGCAUAAGUAGCUAAAUAUGUCUGAAAUGCCGACAUCCACUGAUCGAUAUUACUUACCAUUUGCUUCUUACUACUCGGGGCAAGCAUCAUACAGAUGGUGGCCCAACGUCUUUAUUUUACUUUGCGUUAUUUUUCUCACUUAUACAUUGUCCGUGACUGUGCUCACAUGGAGGGUGGCUCCUCCUAAAUUGGUAUAGGAUUUAAUGGAGCCGAAACCAAUUGUGGAAUUGCACGCACUUUAGGCAUCCUACUGAUGAACAGUGGCGACACGUAGAUAUAUAUUUUUUAGCAACUAAGAUAAUUUGCAGUCUGUCUACUUUGAAUACACUUAAGGUAGAAACUACUAAAGGAGGGCCACCAUCUGUAUGGUGCUUGCCCCGAGUAGUAAGAAGCAAAUGCUAAGUAAUAUCGAUCAGUGGAUGUCUGCAUUUUAGACAUAUUUAGCUCCUUUUGCCACUCGAUCACCCGGGGACACCCCCGCUCUAAUGAAAUAUGCCACGGUCAUUAGGGAAUUGGCUACAUCAGGGGCUAACUGAAAGUUUUAUGAUGAGAACUUCCGUAAACUAAGGGAAUCUCAGGGUGCUCCAUGGGAUCAAAUUCAUUCAGAGCUGUGGCUAAGGUCCCAGUCCUUUCGGACCACCACAGGGAGCCAGCCUAAGAGAGCUAAACAUGAAGGCCCCUACAUUCCCAAAGGGUUUUGCUGGAGGUUCCACAGGGAUGUCUAUUGUUCAGGAUGCUCCUAUAAACACCAGUGCUUCCACUGUGGAGAGUCCCAUCCUGUCACCAGAUGCCAGCAACCAAGACCAUCCCCGGGCCAUGGGAAAAAACCUGCUGCUUCCAACAACAGAAGCGCUCCCAACACCAGUUCGAGUUAAGAGGCUGUUAUUUUAUUUAGAGGGCUAUGAUGCCCAUUGUUAUAAAGAAUUAUUAUCAGGUUUUGUU
Messenger RNA from Porites lobata, 1227 nucleotides. Lineage: Eukaryota; Metazoa; Cnidaria; Anthozoa; Scleractinia; Poritidae. The record is from the annotation of a GenBank genome assembly.